This is a messenger RNA of Phaedon cochleariae (mustard beetle), 2835 nucleotides long. Lineage: Eukaryota; Metazoa; Arthropoda; Insecta; Coleoptera; Chrysomelidae. The record is from the annotation of a GenBank genome assembly.
UGACAUUCAAGGUUUUUGAUCGGUGAUCGCUAAUUUUGACAUUUCGAAAAUGGUAUCCCGAUCUUUAAUGAACCGCUUUUGCCGUAAAUUCCUAAUCAAAUUAUCGAAUUGCUUCAGUUAUAUAUAGUAAUUAGUCACGAUAUAUCAAUUUCUCGCUAUCGAAAGUGUCGCACGGCCAAUGGUGUGUGUAAAGUUCGCGAAAAGGGUACCAGAUCUCCCGAAUGUCGUCCACAAACUCCCAAUCAGUGGCUAUGGACGUUGACGGUCCCACUGGCGCACCCGGCACAUUGAAGAGGAGCUCUAGCGCCCCCAUGAUCAACGAAGCAACAGCAGUGAUGAGCGCAGCGAACGCAAGUUCAUCCAGCAAGGAGCAGCAAACAUUCAACCACUUGUUUGGAAAUUCAGCUCAGACUAGAACUAGAAGAUUUAGUGCCAGCUUCAGUCAAGUUCCUGGAUCACCUCUUCCGGGCCCCCGUCUGGGGCCGCGCAUCAACCAACUGCGCCGCGAAGAGCACGAAGUGGCGACGAACGUUCGCGAGCUGGCGCACGAGCGCGAGAUCCACCACGCCAUGCAGAUGUCGCAGUCCUGGGAGGACCUCAGCCUGAUGCACGACGGCGCCGAAGCGAAGGCGGCCAAUCGGAUGGGGCCGUUGCAGAUUUCGCUGCCGGCGUGCGUGGGCGCGUUCACGUGCAACUCGCCCUCGCCCACCAGGAUGGGGUUCCAGAGCCCUACCAGGUCGAGGACGAUCAUAAGGAGGAGCGCUAGUCCCGUGCUAAGACCUAGUCCGUUGGGAGUGAAAAGAAAGCUGGACGAUGACAUCCAUGCCAGCCCUAGGGCUAAAAGAGUGUACAGUUAUUCUGGCAGCGUAGACCGAGGAGGUCUACUCACUACCACAGGCAACUCGCUACCGGGCUCUCUCAGUUCCGUUGGCACCCCGGAGUCCCUUUCCGGCGCCGAUUCGCCGGGCUACAACUUCCGCACCGUCGACAGCCCUUCCCCCGGUAGGGCUGCGCCGGUCGACGGGCUGCUGGCCUCGAAGAACGACCAGGAGAUGAGGGAGAGCCCCAGCUAAGGAGGCUCUCCGGGCAGCUUUCUUCCCCGCGAGAAAUUAGUUAAUGGAGGUCUUGCCAUUUAUGCUGUCAAUUUUAUUGUUAUUCGAAAUUUCUCUGAGUUGGUGGGACCACUGAUCAUCAUGUGCUCAGUAUCGAAAAACUACCAGUAAAUACAGGGUGUUCCUUAAUGCCAUGCUGAUAUUCAAAGGGGCGAUUCAUGGAGUCAUUUCAAGAAUAAAAUUUCAUAUGAACGUAUGUGGCAAAAGUCCUAACUUUUGAGAUACAGGGUAUCAAAGUUCAACAUAUACAUAGAUUCUUUUUUUGUCCCCCCUUUAUAGCUUUUCCUGAUGGCAAAAUUCAUUCUGCUAUGUGCAAACGGUGCAAAAAUUUCAAAAUGUCACAUACUGUGGUAAUCCAGUAAUAGCUGUCCUGAAUGGAGUACUCAACCUCUGCAUUUACAUCAAAAUUUGAAGUUUGAUCUACAAAAAAUCUACAUAGUGGCCCAGAUGCUUCUUCAUUCAUCAUGAAGUCAAAUCGAUUAUAAAUCACUAAUUACAAUUUAUCCUAAAUUUAAUAUAAUUUAUCACAAGUUUAGUAAAACUGACAUUUAUCAUCCCCUACUUCCAAAGAGUGUAUUCCUUGAUGUCCAUUUUUGGAAAUAAAUCUGUUUUUGGAUGUACUAUCGCCAGAGAUUAUAUUCAACCAACGUGUAUAGAAAUAUCUUUCGACUACCUAUCAAAUUAUCCAUAAUUCUGAAGUGUUUGUUCAAUCACCUGAAUUUUUUCAACAGGGAAUAAUAAGUUAUUCAUAAUAUUGUAAUUAACUCUGAUUCCUUAUAACUUCAGAAUUUCUUAUGCAAAAUACUCAGUAAUCAACAAACCAAAUAAUUUAUUACAAACAAAACAUUUUUUGAUUAUAAUCAACAGGAAAAUCAAAACAAUUUUACUUGGAAAAAAUGUACCUAUACUGUCCAAUUUUUCUGUAAAAAAUGUGCUCCUAAUCCUUAAUAGUGUGACCAAUUUUAUUAUGAAACUCUGUUAAUAGGUAGGUAUACCUUCACUAUUUUUCUCCUGAUCUACUCUACAGCGUCGUUCAGUAUGGAAUUUCAGACUACUUAUGCCAAUUUUUUCAAACCUUGAGAAAAUACUGGAUCCCUCUCUGUAUAUAUGAGGUUUUGUUAAUUGUAAAUAUAUAUAUAUAUAGAUAAGAAGUUCCGUUUUUGAAACUUUUUCUUAGACAUUGAAAUAUUAUAUAUUGUUAUCUGACGUUUUCCCCAUGAUUACUCCUCUGAAGAUUAUAGAAAAAAUAUAGUCUCGUUUGUUUUUUCAAAGAACUAAAAAUAUAUGGACUGAAAAAAAAUUGAACUUACCAUAUUUUCAUCAUAAUAUAUUUAUUAACCAUAUAAUGUGUAAAGAUAAGGAAAAUAUUUUGUGAAAUCAAUUUUGUAGAUUAUUCCAGAGAUUUUAUUUGUCACUAUACAACUUUAAGGUUUAUCUAGUCUGUAGUGUUAAUUUAGGUUUAGUUGAAUCUACGAAUUCUGUUGAAUAUAAUAUAUAAAAAUCAAAAGGUGCUAAAAUAAAAUUUGUAGCCAAUGAAAAGUCUCUUACUUCAUAAUAUUUGUUCUCAUAAUUUGUUCCUAUCAUUUUCCAUAUUAUCCCACCUAUGAAAUUAUCAAUAUAAUAGAUUUCUGUCGAUAAGUUCAGUCGAAACGAGGAAAAUGUUUCAGCUUUCCAAACCCAUUUUUUUGGAGUAUAUUGCUUAAAGGUUUUUUUUUUCGAAAAC